CUUAUCUCGUGUCUUUCCGUCGCCACUGAGACGUCAUCGAAACGUAUGCUGGGGAUUUAAUCCGAGGUCCUCGACGUCUGCUCUUUGACGUCACUCCUCGUUCUUAUAAGCAAGACGCUCGUCCGACCAACGCAUUCGAGAGGAUCGUUCUUAACACGAGAAGCUCCUUCAACGCCAGGCACCUCAGCGUCUACCUGCAUUUGGGCAAUCAGUGAAAACAUCUAAAACAUGAUGUUUAAAAGUUUGGUCGCGUCUCUGUCGCUGCUGGUCGUCGCAGGAGUGAGUCACGGCCUCCCAGCCGUCGUCACGGCCCCUCCUCAAGUGGCCGCCCAGUGCCCCUACACGCCGGGGCCGAUCCCUCUGCUGCUGCCCAACCCCGUCGACUGCGGCUCCUUCUACAUGUGCAGCUGGUACGGGACGGCCCUGUUGCAGCACUGUCCUCCUGUGCUGCACUUCAACGCCAAGCUGCAGGUGUGUGACUCUCCUGAACACGCCAACUGUGUACAGAGAACCACAGCUGCCCCUGUCUCCAGCACCCCUACUGUUGUGCCAGUCUCCAAUGUGACCACAGCUGUUCCCGUAUCCAAUGUGACCACAGCUGUUCCGUCUCCAAUGUGACUACAGCUGUUCCCGUUUCCAAUGUGACCACAGCU
Molecule: messenger RNA, 653 nt
Organism: Penaeus vannamei (Pacific white shrimp)
Lineage: Eukaryota; Metazoa; Arthropoda; Malacostraca; Decapoda; Penaeidae
Source: RefSeq, a predicted model, not a curated record